Molecule: messenger RNA, 2056 nt
Organism: Anneissia japonica
Lineage: Eukaryota; Metazoa; Echinodermata; Crinoidea; Comatulida; Comatulidae
Product: deaminated glutathione amidase-like
Exons: 8
Coding region: 113-1045 (310 amino acids)
Molecular function (GO): hydrolase activity, acting on carbon-nitrogen (but not peptide) bonds, in linear amides
Source: RefSeq, a predicted model, not a curated record
AGGCACUCAUGCGAAAAAGAAAACAAAAACACAUGCUACUUCCAGCUCUGUGUUCUUCUUGUUCUACCUACAGAACAAUAUUGAUUCGUAAAGUUUUUUCAGAUGCAGUAUAAUGUCGCAGACUACUUCAUCAAACUUACCGAAGAGUAACCUGGUUGCCGUUUGUCAGAUGACUUCAACUGAUGACAAAGAAACCAACUUUAAGACUUGCGAUGAUCUGAUUCACAGAGCUGCAGAAAUGGGUGCUAAGGUGACAUUUUUGCCAGAAUGUUGUGAUUAUGUGGGUAAUAACAGUGCAGAAUCGGUAGAUAUGGCGAUAUCCCUAGACGGAAAACUUGUUUCCAGGUUCAAAAAUUUAGCCAAAAAAUGUAGCAUGUGGCUUUCUUUGGGUGGAAUUCAUCUAAAGUUUUGCAGUCUCUCCAGAGACUUCCAUAUCACUGAUCAUCGUAAACUGAUCAUUGAAGUUAGUGAAAAAAAUCGCAUCAGCAAUGCACAUGUUAUGAUUAAUAGCAAUGGUGAGAUUGCUGCAGUCUACAAGAAAACUCACUUGUUUGAUGUUAAUAUACCCAAAGUUGUAACGCUCAUGGAAACGGGCUAUACCAUUCCAGGACAAGGGAUGGUUGAACCAGUUGUGACACCAGUUGGAAAUGUUGGCUUGGCAGUUUGCUAUGACGUGCGUUUCCCAGAGCUCUCUAUUGCUUUGGCUGAAAAAGGUGCUGAUAUACUAACAUAUCCAUCAGCAUUUACACAGACUACAGGAAUGGCACACUGGGAGGUUCUUCUUCGGAGUCGUGCCAUUGAAAAUCAGUGCUAUGUAGUGGCUGCUGCCCAGACUGGGAAGCAUAAUGAUAAAAGAACAUCCUAUGGCCAUGCCAUGAUAGUAGAUCCAUGGGGAACAGUCCUGGCAUGCUGCCGUGAAGGCACCGAUGUGUGUGUAGCAAAUAUUGACCUCAAUUACCUCCAGAGUGUAAGGCAAAGGAUGCCAAUUUGGAAUCAUAGACGGCACGAUAUCUAUGGACAUGUUUUGUUCAACGAUGGAAAAUGAUCAACUGCAGAUGCUAGGAGUUUUGAAGACAGAUCCGUUUUCCCGAUUAAUAAAUACAUUUUCAUUUUAUAUAACACACAUUACAAAUUUACUAAACUAUUUAAGGGAAAUCAUCAAAUAAAAUAUUAAUUUUUGGAAAAUGAUCAACAGAUUUGUUUUCCAAUGAAUAAUUUUAUAACACAUUAGGGGAAUGUGGUAAAUUAUCGAACAAAAUAUUAAUUGAAGAAUCUAUUGGACAUGAAGGACUUCCAUAUAUAAUUUGAGGAAAGCAUUUUUAGCUUCAAUGAGGAGCUCUAGAAACACUCAGCUGAUUGAUUAAUAGAUCUUUUUUUUAGCUCUACUGCCUCUAUUAUACUGCCCUCAUGAGGCUGAUUGAUUAAUAGUUGAUUAAUAGAUCGUUUUUAGACCUACUGCCUCUAUUAUACUAUCUUCAUUGGAGAUUACGAAAACUUGUUUGGUAACAUUGCUUUACAACAGCAAAUUUAAUUGUCUCAAACUUAGCUGAUGCUAAAGAAUGUGUUUAUAAAGCUCAUUACAAAGUUAUUCAAGUAUAACAUGGUCUUCCUACUUUUCAUAUUUUUGAGAUUUUGUAAAAUUAUUGUACAUGUGCACAUAAUAUUAGCAGAUGAGGUGUAUUUAUAUAUAUAUGGAAUAGAAUAUUAAAAUAAAAAUCAAGCAAAAUGUUUUCUUCUUUUUUUUUUUAAUAACAAAAUCUCUUUAUUUACAUAUCAAAAUUGUAUUAGCCUGUAUCAACACUUGAUAGAUUUUUUUCCAACCAUAUUUAUAGAGGGUGACCCUUCGAACAUAUCCUAGAAGGUCAGCUGAUGUCAGGGGCCUUCUUAAAUAAAUGAAAUAAAGUGAUGCUUUAUCAGCUGAGGCUCAAGGGAGUGGAGAUGUUUUUUUCAGUCAUUAGAAAAAAUCCUGUACUGUCUCAGAAUAUGAACCCUGAGAUUGGAAGGCAAGUAUGUCAACCACCAGCUACAUCACCACUACAAUAGACAGCUCUAUUUC